This is a messenger RNA of Melitaea cinxia (Glanville fritillary), 2830 nucleotides long. It is a transcript of the gene Nmdar1, whose product is annotated as glutamate [NMDA] receptor subunit 1. The coding region runs from base 1 to 2796 and encodes 931 amino acids. The transcript is spliced from 16 exons. The record is from RefSeq and is a predicted model, not a curated record. NCBI's taxonomy places the organism in Eukaryota, Metazoa, Arthropoda, Insecta, Lepidoptera, Nymphalidae. Gene Ontology annotation, cellular component: neuron projection; synapse; plasma membrane. Gene Ontology annotation, molecular function: NMDA glutamate receptor activity. Gene Ontology annotation, biological process: chemical synaptic transmission; ionotropic glutamate receptor signaling pathway; monoatomic ion transport.
AUGAUAUCGAUAUAUCUCGUCUUAGCAGUAAUCUGCAAUCUCAGCCAAGUUUCUGCUCAAAUAGACCGACGACGAUUCUCUAAUCCUACUUACUACAAUGUGGGAGGUGUGCUCUCUAGCAAUGAGUCUAUAACGUUUUUCAAGGAUACCAUCUCGAAUCUCAACUUCAAAGAUAAAUAUGUACCUCGAGGAGUAACGUAUCAUGACUACUCUAUUCUAAUGGAUCCAAAUCCUAUUAAAACGGCGCUUAACGUAUGCAAAGACCUUAUAGCUCAUCGAGUGUAUGCGGUCGUAGUGUCUCAUCCUAUAACCGGAGACUUAUCACCAGCUGCCGUUUCUUAUACAAGUGGAUUUUACCACAUUCCAGUAAUCGGUAUAUCUUCAAGAGAUUCAGCGUUUUCUGAUAAAAACAUCCAUGUAUCGUUUUUGCGGACUGUACCACCAUACUCCCAUCAGGCAGAUGUAUGGGUCGAUGUUCUUAAGCACUUUAAUUAUAUGAAAGUUAUUGUCAUACAUAGCUCUGAUACAGAUGGCAGGGCUAUCUUAGGAAGGUUCCAAACAACUUCCCAGAGUAUAGAUGAAGAUGUUGACAGAAAGGUAAAUGUUGAGCAAGUCAUUGAGUUUGAACCUGGGUUAGAUUCGUUUACUGAUAAGCUAAUAGAAGUUAAGAGCGCUCAAGCGAGAGUAUUUCUGAUGUACGCGAGCAAAACUGAUGCAGAAAUAAUAUUUCGUGAUGCAACCUACUUGAAUAUGACUACAACGGGAUAUGUGUGGAUGGUGACGGAACAGGCUUUGGACGCCGCCAACGCUCCUGAAGGAUUGCUUGGAUUAAGACUAGUCAACGCUACAAACGAACAUGCUCAUAUUCAGGACUCUAUAUAUGUCCUCGCAUCAGCAAUUCGAGAUAUGAACACAUCUGAAGAAAUUUACGCUCCCCCAUCUGAUUGCCACAAUUCAGGCUCGAUAUGGACGACAGGGAGGUUACUCUUCGAUUACAUAAGAAAGCAGAGUUUAGAAAACGGUGCUACAGGGCACGUUGCAUUUGACGACCAUGGGGAUAGAGUACAUGCUGAAUAUGAUAUGGUUAACGUGAGAGCGCAGGGUGAACACGUAGCCGUUGGAAAGUACUUUUAUUCCAUAGAAACUCAAAAAAUGCGCCUAGAAUUAAAAGAGAACGAAAUAAUUUGGAUGGGACGUAGUUCUUCCAAACCCGAGGGUUUUAUGAUUCCUACACAUCUUAAGGUUUUGACAAUAGAAGAGAAACCUUUUGUUUAUGCUCGCCGAGUUUCGGAAGAGAUUGAAUGUACAACAGACGAAGUUUUAUGUCCACAUUACAACGCUAGUGAGGAAGCAGAUCGACUUUAUUGCUGUAAAGGCUUUUGUAUGGACCUCCUGCGGUAUUUAUCGAAAGCGAUCAAUUUCACUUAUUCGUUAGCUCUAUCUCCUGAUGGUCAGUUUGGAAAUUACAUUAUUCGGAAUUUUUCACAACCAGGGGCCAAAAAGGAAUGGACAGGUCUAAUAGGGGAAUUGGUCUAUGAAAGAGCAGAUAUGAUCGUAGCUCCUUUGACAAUUAAUCCAGAACGUGCUGAAUUUAUUGAGUUUAGCAAACCGUUUAAAUACCAAGGUAUUACUAUUUUGGAAAAAAAGCCUUCACGUUCGUCUACACUCGUAUCAUUCUUGCAACCAUUUUCAAACACACUAUGGAUUUUAGUAAUGGUUUCCGUGCACGUUGUUGCUCUAGUACUGUACCUUCUCGAUAGAUUCUCUCCUUUCGGAAGAUUUAAGCUUGCGAAUAUCGAUGGUACAGAAGAAGAUGCGUUAAAUCUGUCCAGUGCUAUUUGGUUUGCAUGGGGCGUAUUACUUAAUAGUGGGAUUGGAGAAGGUACUCCAAGGAGUUUUUCUGCUCGAGUACUUGGAAUGGUUUGGGCUGGCUUUGCUAUGAUCAUUGUCGCUUCGUAUACAGCUAACUUAGCUGCCUUUCUUGUACUCGAAAGACCUAAAACAAAGCUUACUGGAAUAAAUGAUGCUAGGCUUCGUAAUACAAUGGAAAAUCUAACGUGCGCUACAGUGAAAGGAUCAGCUGUUGAUAUGUAUUUUCGAAGACAAGUAGAACUUUCAAAUAUGUACCGUACCAUGGAAGCGAAUAACUACGACAACGCUGAGCAAGCCAUACAGGACGUCAAAAAUGGGAAACUAAUGGCCUUCAUUUGGGAUUCAUCAAGACUCGAGUUUGAAGCGGCACAAGAUUGUGAACUUGUUACGGCCGGUGAACUGUUUGGCCGGUCUGGUUACGGCGUAGGCUUGCAAAAAGGAUCCCCAUGGGCCGAUUUAGUUACCCUUGCUAUAUUGGACUUUCACGAAAGUGGUAUAAUGGAGUCCCUAGAUAAUCAAUGGAUACUUCGAAAUAAUAUGCUCAACUGCGAGGAAAACGAAAAAACCCCAAACACAUUGGGCUUGAAAAACAUGGCUGGCGUGUUCAUUUUGGUCUUAGCGGGCAUUAUCGGAGGAAUUGUACUCAUCGUGAUAGAGGUGGUGUACAAACGUCACCAGAUCAAGAAACAGAAGAGGAUGGAGAUCGCGCGCCACGCGGCCGACAGGUGGCGCGGCGCCGUUGAGAAGCGGAAGUCUCUAAGAGCGACUAUUUUGCCGUCGCAGCGACGAGCGAAAUCGAAUGGGGUGAAAGAGACAGGAAGCAUCAGCUUAGCAGUUGACAGAGGUCUACGGCGAAGAGACGAACCGCGCAUACCUCGCUACAUGCCAGCAUAUACUCCAGAUGUUUCUCAUCUUGUGGUUUAAUUAAAGACCUACUGAUUUCAAUGCCGUAUGAACA